AUGGCAAUCGACCAAGCCCAUGAACAAAACAAUGCCGUCAUCAAAGGGGAUGGGGGAGCUGUUGGUCUGACAGAGGAUCCAUCAGCUCUUCGGAGGUGGAUGGUGGCUGGUCCAGAAAUUAGCAAAUUCGUUGCUGACUAUGAAGUCGUAUCAGGAAGCAAAGAGGCGAAGAAAGGAAGUCAUCACCAUGAGCAGUCGCCAACUGCUCAGAAGGCAUUCUUUGAAAAGGUUCAGCGGCUUACAAGUGUGAUAGAAGAAAUGGGCAAUCCAUUUUCGGAGGAGUCCACUGAUCUACUGUCGCUUGACACUAAGUACAUUGCUGAUCCUAUAGCAACGCUGCUCGUUGCAUCUCAUCUGGAGGAAGGGAAAGAGCAAUUCCAAACAUUCCAUAAACAUAAAGUCAGUCAGCAUUUCUAUCAGCCAAUUAAACGGAAUAAUAAAGAUUUCUUCAAAACAUGCACAGAUCCAACAGAGAAAUCAGAAACACAGCUACUAAAGGAGGAUUGUCAACUGUUCUCCCGCCUUUUCAUCUCCUGCCAAAGCAGAGGGUGUGAUUUACCAGAGUUUUUCAAACAUGAGAACCAAUCUUUCCCUCCGCGACUCAGCAAGCGAGGCAAACUACAUGUCGCUACCAAGUCUGAUCUCGUGGACGUCCUGCAAACCAAGGUGGAGCUUCCAGACACGAAGCCAGAAACUGACGUACUGAUAGUAGAUGGUGCAUUUCUAGUCAAUACAGUAACGCCGAGGACACCGAAGACGUUUGAAGAAUAUGCCAGACAGGAUAUUCUUCCUAAGGUGCAAUACUACAGUAACAAUUACAAGAGGACAGAUAUCAUUUUUGAUGUCUAUCACGAGUCUAGUCUGAAGUCUGAAGCACGAUCAAAACGCGGGAAAGCUAUCAGGAGGAGAGUAACGGCAAAGAGCAAAACACCGACUAAUUGGAAGAGCUUUCUAAGGGACAGCGCCAACAAAACAGAGCUGUUGAAUUUCCUUGCUGACGAAGUGGGUAAAAUGACCACAACGAAUGAAGUAAUUGUAACACAAGAGGAAAAUGCUCUACCAAGUUCCAGCCAUCCUGAUACUAAGAUAGACGAAUUGGCUCCUUGCAUACAUGAAGAGACAGAUACCCGGAUAUUUUUGCAUGCCUGGCUAAGGAUGGACACAAGUCUCUCAUGA
Acanthosepion pharaonis is the source of this 1176-nucleotide messenger RNA. NCBI's taxonomy places the organism in Eukaryota, Metazoa, Mollusca, Cephalopoda, Sepiida, Sepiidae. The record is from the annotation of a GenBank genome assembly.